Botrytis deweyae is the source of this 417-nucleotide messenger RNA. RefSeq lists its product as uncharacterized. Lineage: Eukaryota; Fungi; Ascomycota; Leotiomycetes; Helotiales; Sclerotiniaceae. The record is from RefSeq and is a predicted model, not a curated record. Bases 1 to 417 code for a protein of 138 amino acids. The transcript has a single exon.
AUGCGAACUAGUGCAUCUUACCCUGGUGGAAGGACUGGUCUCGUUGAACCCAAUGAGCUACGCCCGAACAAUGAAUGGCACCGCAUGGAGCUGCCAAACUUGAUAGAGAAGUUUCUAGAGCUUCAUUCAACCCGCUCUAUGAAGCGUUCAGUGGAGGUUCUCUGGAAAGGAUUGACAUAUAAACGAGUCCUUGAGACGGAAUUCAUGGAGAAUCUUGGGUGGAAUAUCUUCACCUCACCCGUCGAAAAUGAAGAGGCACUUGCCAUAUUUGGUAAAGAUCAUAACAAAGAUGAGACUUUCGUUAGGUACACAAUGAAGAGAAAGAAACUCACGGGGCCACUUGUAACUCAAGAUCCUUCGCCCUAUUCAGACGUCUAUAUAUCACCGAGGCAAAGGGAGAGGGAGGAUUAUUUUUAG